UGUUGUUCUGUUGGUUCGGGGUGCGGCAAGGAUCCGCAGAUCAGCCGGCCAUGGCCCUGGCAAUGUGUGGGAUUCUCACUUGAGAUGGAGUACAACCAGUGGCUGUCAGGCCUGAGCGCCAUCAGCGCGCUGCUGGCCAUGGCGCUGAGCAUCGGCGGCCUCUUGACUCCCUGGUGGGUCAGCUCCCAGCCUGCGGUGCUGGCGCCCAUCGUGACGGUGGUGUCAUUGUGGACUGCCAAUACUAGGUGGACUUUGCGGAUGGAUGGACGUGGAGUCGAGACGCACACAGGUUGCGACUACAAGUGCAACCAGGCGCGCUACACGAAACCACGGGUCUACUCCAAGUGCCAAACCUGGGAAGACAUGCGAGACUGGGCUCCCCAGCUCUGCAGCGUGGGAGUGGGCAGCCGCGCAGAGUUCUUGGUCACCACCACCACACGCGCGCCAACUGCUUACGAUGAGGACGGCUACGUUGAUGGACAGUAUACGGGUGGUGAGUACAACUUUGAGAAGGAGAGCAACCCGAACGUGUUUGUGAAGAACCCGAACUCGGACAAGCAGGGUCCGCCGGUGCCACCCAAUACCCAGCAGAUUUCAACCUACAAACCCUACGAGUUCGGAGCGCCCACCACAACUGUCACGCCCUUCUUUACUCGCACCUCCACCAGCUUCACGACCACCCAAGUUGGCUUCGGCACAACGGAGAUGACACCGGUGCCUUUGGAGACGACGCCCAUCCUGGGGGCGGUGUGGUGUGAGCAGCCCACGUGGCAGGAAAGAGCUACAGCGCCCUAUACCGACUGGGAGCUGAACUUCCAGUUGAACCCUGAGAUCCUUGAGCGCAUCUACGCGCAGCUCUACCACUUCUUCUCGCGGGUGCCGACCUUCCUUUUCACGCAGCGGCCUCUGAGACACGAGCAGGUGCGGUUGGUUUGGGAGGCCUACGUUCACCGGUCCCCAGUCACCAAGUGGCUAGGGCAAUGGCCAUGCCCUUCGGUGCCUGCACGAGACUUGCACGACUACAUCUACGGGAGCUCUGUGGAUUCUUUCGUGGUGCUGCUGGGGGAGCAGGGCUUGAUGCCUCCCAAGGUGAAGCCUGUGGAGUGGACUGAUUGGGCUCUCAAGGAGGCUUGGGACUUGGAGCUGCUGGAGCUCACCACCACCACCCUCCAAAACGUCCCCAUGUUGGAGGCGAUCACCUCUGCGCGUGUUGAAUACACCUCCCCCGAGCCGACGGAAGCGCCUACAGCGCCGCCCGAGGUCGAGGCCUACCCCGCGGACGUGACCUCCUUCGUGGCUUGCCAUUUGGCGCAGUACGAUCCGCAGCGUGAUCCGGACGCUCCCUUCGCCUGGUAUGAGAAGCAGAACCCCUGCACCAUCGCUGGCAACUUGGAGAAGGUCUGGAUCGUCAAAGGCUGCCUGGUCUUCGCGAUCCUCAUCUCCAUGGCGCACAGCUUCCCUGCCACGGUGCUCUUCGUAGGGUCUAAGCAGAGGUUUGCCUGGCGCUUCCCAUUGAGCAUCGGCAUGUACAUGGCAUUGGGCACCUUUUUCUUCCAAGCCGUUGCGGUCAUAAGCGCAGCCACGCUAGUUGUUCAGACCAGUCUCAACGGCCCUGGCUUUUGGUGCCUUACCUUCGGCUUGAUGAGCAGCUUGGUGGCGGCGGCUUCUGCGAAAAUGGCACAGGUGGCCUUGACCUCUGAGGAGCCAGAGGGUCCGAAGGGUCCGUCGGUGGCAUUUGGCAACCUGGCGGUGGACGCUUGGUCCCGGCAGAGUGCAGCUCAAGUGGCCUGGGACGCGCCCAAGAAGCCGGUGUCUUUGCGUCGUGUAUAUCCACAGGCCUGAGGUCAGUGAGCGCGAAAGCUCCUCGAUAGCGCGCGCGGACGUGAGGUGAUCUAGCCAGGGCCAAGCAAAAGGUCGUGAGAGAUUUUGAACCAC
This is a messenger RNA of Effrenium voratum, 1935 nucleotides long. NCBI's taxonomy places the organism in Eukaryota, Dinophyceae, Suessiales, Symbiodiniaceae. The record is from the annotation of a GenBank genome assembly.